UUAAUAGAAACUUGAAUAAAAAUAAAUAAAUAAAUUAAUAUUUGUGUAAAGAAUGGCGGGGAAAUGGCCAAUGUGGCAACUGCGCACUCUCACACAGCAUCCCACCAUGCUGAUUGAGAAUCUCAAUGAUGGGGCAGCACACGUCCAUAUUAAAUCAAGACCUUCUUCACUCCCCAUUUUAUAAUGAGGGUGGUAUAUUAGCGUAAUAAUGAUUGAGAACACCACGUAUUCCAUCACCAACUUCCGUCGCAACAGCACUGUUUCUUGAUCAACCGACCCUCGUUGGGAUUUUACCAUAUACGACCUGCAGGAGGGAAAUUCAUCAUUCUUCUUGUGAAGCUGGUCAGGAACGGACGAGACAGUGCUCCCUCCGCAAAGUAUUAUACCUAAAUAUUUAAUGUGACUGAAAGUUGUUUUUCUGUAAAGUGUAUCGUCUAUAAACUAAAUGACUCAAAGUUAAUAAGAUCUUUUUUUUAAUGUGAAAUUGUUCCAAAAAAAUAAAUAUAAUUUUUACCUAAUCCGACAAGUGGAUAUUCACGAGCCAUGAAAUUUUGAGAGAACCCACAGAAAAUACAAGCAGACGUGGAAAAAAAUCAUUAAUGAAAUUUAUCCGAGAGAUAAGCAAAGUGUUGGUGAAUUGCAAGUGAAGAAGUGCAUACAGAAAAAAAAUGAUCCAUCCUUCUACAAAGUAUCCAUCAAAUCCACUGUCACACUUUCUCACUGGAGUCUCCACUCCUGGCACUAUCCCAAAUCAUCAUCAUCCACCAACACAGUCAUUCAGUGACAUAGAAAAUGGGCACAACACCCCCUUGGAGGUUGUGAAUGGAAACAUCGGGAAAUCCUUUACAAUUGCCGCAAUUUUGGGUCUCAAGAAGAAUGCAGCGGCUGCUGCUGCAGCUGCUGCAGAUAACAACAAUCGCACUUUCGAGGAUGUUAUGAACUUAUCACUCAAUCACAACAUCACCACCGAUAGCAACAAAAGUGUAAAUCACUUUGCGGAAAGCCAACGGCUUCUUAGCCUCAGUGGAGGAAAUUUGACGAGACUCCCGGGGAUUUCAGCCCUUUCCCCGCACUAUACCCACCACCAACCAUCCGCUCUUCAGAGUCUCCAGCAACUCCAUCAACAACAUUCCUCGUCAACAGCAAAUCAUCUUAGUUUUCCACAAAGGGAACGAAACAGGAGUGAUCACAGUGGGUCUAAGAAGUCUUCAAUGAAGAGCAAAAGGGUACGAACAAUAUUUACUCCAGAGCAAUUAGAAAGGUUGGAGGCGGAAUUUGAGAGACAGCAAUAUAUGGUGGGACCUGAGAGACUCUACCUUGCUCACACUCUUCAAUUAACAGAAGCACAGGUUAAAGUUUGGUUCCAAAACCGACGGAUAAAAUGGAGAAAGCAUCAUCUGGAACUUACUCAGCAGCGACUAGCUAUUCUGCGACAGAGACAAAUCACAGCAUCUGGUGCUGUCGCCAUCAGUAAUACCCUACCGCCCACGGAAACCGACAUGGGAGCCUGCAGUGAUUCAAUGGAGGCUACAAGUGGUCAAGAGGAUAACUAAGAUGUAAAUCCUUAUAGGCCACACACCAAAGUACAGGGAGUUUCAUCACUUUAGCAUUCCAAUGUAAAUAGAAAGAAUUCUUGUAAAUAUUUCUAACUCACCAUUAAAGAUACAAAGAUGUGGAAUCAA
Lutzomyia longipalpis is the source of this 1682-nucleotide messenger RNA. RefSeq names its product homeobox protein Hox-B4. The coding region runs from base 669 to 1553 and encodes 294 amino acids. The transcript is spliced from 4 exons. Lineage: Eukaryota; Metazoa; Arthropoda; Insecta; Diptera; Psychodidae. The record is from RefSeq and is a predicted model, not a curated record. Gene Ontology annotation, molecular function: DNA binding; DNA-binding transcription factor activity, RNA polymerase II-specific. Gene Ontology annotation, biological process: regulation of DNA-templated transcription; central nervous system development; neuron differentiation.